CGUGCGCAUGCGUGGAGAGGGAGGGAGAGAAGGAAGACGCAGGAGGAAGUGGAAGGCGUCUCCUCUCUCUCUCUCUUGUCCUCCAUCUCUGGCCGGCCUCAGCAGCGCGCUCAGAGUCCCCGGAUGAGCCUUGGAGGAGACAGACAGAUGUAGAUAAUACCUGGGCCUGAAAGCGACUCCUCUUAAAAUGUCAGCUUUAAGCAAUGAUUGCUCACAUUUGGAAUCUGUUGGUGAAAUCACUAAAGAAGACUUAAUACAAAAAUCUCAUGGCACUUGCCAAGACUGUAAAAUAAAAGGACCAAAUCUUUGGGCAUGUUUAGAGAAUCGAUGCUCAUAUGUUGGUUGUGGAGAAUCCCAUAUAGAUCACAGCACCAUACAUUCUCAGGAAACAAAGCACUGUCUAACAGUUAAUCUUACGACAUUACGUGUCUGGUGUUAUGCAUGCAGCAAAGAAGUGUUUCUAGAUAGAAAACUGAGAUCACAUUCUUUGCUGCAAAAUGUACGACUGUCUCACCAAGCUCCAGACAUCAACAUGCAGGAUAUUAGGUUGCCUAGCAUCCCAACACUGAAAAUUCCUCUGAUUGCAACAUUUGAUGACCUAGAUAUACAAGUAGAUGAAGAAGAUGAAUUCAAGGCAAGAGGACUGACCGGUUUGAAAAACAUUGGGAACACUUGUUACAUGAAUGCAGCUUUACAAGCUCUUUCAAAUUGCCCACCAUUGACACAGUUUUUCCUUGACUGUGGAAACUUAGCUCGGACUGAUAAGAAACCUGCUAUAUGCAGAAGUUACUACAAGCUCAUGACAGAACUUUGGCAUAAAAGCAGACCUGGAGCUGUUGUCCCUACAAAUUUGUUCCAAGGAAUCAAAACAGUUAAUCCGGCAUUUCGAGGCUAUUCCCAACAGGAUGCCCAGGAAUUUCUGCGUUGUUUAAUGGAUUUGCUACAUGAAGAGUUAAAAGAGCCUGUUGUCACACUAGAAGAUACUAGCCCAACAAUUGCAGAAGAGAGAGGAGAAGACGAGAGGAGCCAGUCAGAUGGAGAUUCUGAGUCAUGUGACAACACUGACAAAGAAGAAGCUGAAUCUUGGUCAAAACCUGUGAUAGAGAACCUUUCAGAGGAUGCGAUGUUAAUUGAGGAAGAGGAAAGUGUAUCUAAAGACCAUCAGAAUGAGAAAUCCUUGUGUACCAAAAUGAACCCAGCAGGUUCUGUGGAAAACAUAGAAAAAGAUAUAAACAAUUUAUUUGAAAUGGCUGAACUUUUGAAUAACCAAGAAACAGUAAAAGUGCAAAUACACAGCAGAUACUCAGAUUAUGUCAAUGAUGUUCAUAUGAAUGAUGUGUCAGCUCCACAAAGUUUUUCUUCCAAGGAUGGAAGCAAUGCACGACCAUCAACCAGCCCCCCUAAAUCAAGUUCCUUCUGGUCUGGGCUGGCACCCUCACACAAAAAGGUUCCAGUUGCAUCAUCCUCUAAAAAGAAGAAACAUAAACAAUACAGGAGUGUUAUUUCAGACAUAUUUGAUGGAACUAUUGUAAGUUCAGUGCAGUGUCUGACCUGUGAUCGGGUGUCAGUUACCCUGGAAACUUUCCAGGAUUUAUCAUUGCCUAUUCCAGGUAAGGAAGACCUUGCUAAGCUGCACUCUGCAAGUCAUCAGACAUCUCUUGUCAAAGCAGGGUCAUGUGGUGAAGCAUAUGCUCCUCAAGGAUGGAUAGCUUUUUUUGUGGAAUAUUUCAAAAGGUUUGUUGUCUCAUGUAUUCCUAGCUGGUUUUGGGGCCCAACAGUUACCUUACAAGAUUGCCUCGCUGCCUUUUUUGCUAGAGAUGAACUGAAAGGUGACAAUAUGUACAGCUGUGAAAAAUGUAAAAAGUUAAGAAAUGGAGUAAAAUUCUGCAAAGUUCAACACUUUCCUGAGAUUUUAUGCAUUCAUCUCAAGCGAUUCAGGCAUGACCUUAUGUUUUCUACAAAAAUCGGGACCCAUGUGUCCUUUCCCUUGGAAGGGCUUGAUCUUCAACCUUUUCUUGCUAAGGAUAGUCCAGCUCAGAUAGUGAUGUAUGAUCUCCUAUCAGUCAUCUGCCAUCAUGGAACUGCCAUCAAUGGCCAUUAUAUAGCUUAUUGCCGGAACAACUUAAAUAACCGAUGGUAUGAAUUUGAUGAUCAGAGCGUCACUGAAGUAACAGAAUCUACUGUCCAAAAUGCCGAAGCAUAUGUCCUCUUCUACAGAAAAAGCAACGAAGAAGCCAAAAGAGAGAGACAAAAGCUGUCAAAUCUAAAUGUGAUGGAACCAAGCCUCCUCCAAUUUUACAUUUCCCGACAGUGGCUGAAUAAAUACAGAACUUUUGCAGAGCCAGGUCCUAUUUCAAAUAACGAUUUCCUCUGCAUACAUGGAGGAGUUCCUCCAUACAAGGCUACAUCUAUUGAGGACCUGGUCGUAAUGCUGCCUCAGAACAUCUGGGAUAACUUGUAUAGCAGGUAUGGCGGAGGACCAGCUGUUAACCAUCUGUAUGUUUGCCAUACCUGCCAAGUGGAAGCAGAGAAAAUAGAGAAAAGAAGAAAGACAGAACUGGAAAUGUUUAUUCGGCUCAAUAAGGCAUUCCAGGAAGAAGAUUCGCCGUCCAUAUUCUAUUGUAUCAGUAUGCAGUGGUUCAGAGAAUGGGAGGGGUUUGUGAAGGCCAAGGACAGUGAUCCUCCAGGACCCAUUGAUAAUGCCAAAAUUGCUGUCAACAAAUGUGGUAAUGUUGUUCUGAAACAAGGAGCUGACUCCGGACAGAUUUCUGAAGAAACAUGGAAUUUUCUACAGUCAAUAUAUGGGGGAGGACCAGAAAUCGUACUAAGGCCACCAGUUGCUCAAAGUGAACCUGAAUCACUACAGAGUGAAGAUAAGAUUGAGUUGGAAACAUGUGCUCUGUAGCCAUCAAGUGUGUGUUUUUAGGAGUGAUCUUCAACUCAACAUACAUUCCCGAGAUCUUUUGUUUUGCUGUUUUAUUUGUGAGGUGACAAGACAUUGGGCAUUACUUCAUCUGUGGAAAAUCAAUUGGCACUUGUAUACAGAUUCUAAAAGUAUAUUAGAGUUUUCAAAGACAGGUCUUGUUUUGAAAAUGUAACUUACUUGUCUCAUUUAACUGUAAGUAUGUGAAGUACCGAUGGAAGAUUUAACCAUUCUUUUCAGCAGAUCUUUACAGACUCUUCAAAUCAAAUUUAGUCAAGACAAGAUUAAAGGAGAACCCUUUAGAUGGAAAGAGAUGAAAUUUAACAGAUAAAUUAUGUUUCUAAUUUCCUAUGAAAACUCAGGAAAAGUUAGGUGUUGCUUUUAUUUGCACUGCAGUAUAGAAGAAACAUAAUGAACUAAAACUGUCAAAUGGUUUUGUUUCAGUGUGUCAGGUAUAUGAAUGAUUCAGAUAGAACAUUGUUUUGUUAGCAGAUAUAAAUAACGUCUUAUCUAAUAUUUAAGAUAAUUUUGACAUAUAUAAUCUAGUAUAAUCAAUAGUGUAUGUAUUUAAGCAAAACCAUAAUUGUUAAGAGUGUUCUUGAGCGCAUGAAGUGGGUAUGUUUAUUGCUUGUGCAUUGGAGAAAUUUUCUAGACUUUUUUAAUGCACAGUUUCAUGUGGAAAGAAAUAUUGUAUAGUUAGGCAAUGCUCAUUGGCAUGAUUUAUGAUGUCAGACGUUGACUUGAAUCCACACAAGAAGAUUGCAAAAGCAUUCUUGAUUAUUCAUAUUGAAGUGUUGAAUGUCACCCAAAUGUCUUUCUUCCUGAAUAUUGCUACCAUACAAGCAAUAUUAUUAAAUGCUAGAUCAAUAAAAACAGUUUUUAAAAUGGUAA
Messenger RNA from Anolis carolinensis (green anole), 3814 nucleotides. It is a transcript of the gene usp33, whose product is annotated as ubiquitin specific peptidase 33. NCBI's taxonomy places the organism in Eukaryota, Metazoa, Chordata, Lepidosauria, Squamata, Anolidae. Gene Ontology annotation, molecular function: cysteine-type deubiquitinase activity; zinc ion binding. The transcript has 24 exons. Bases 188 to 2905 code for a protein of 905 amino acids. Gene Ontology annotation, biological process: protein deubiquitination. Gene Ontology annotation, cellular component: cytoplasm. The record is from RefSeq and is a predicted model, not a curated record.